Messenger RNA from Ictidomys tridecemlineatus (thirteen-lined ground squirrel), 2615 nucleotides. It is a transcript of the gene Prkag1, whose product is annotated as protein kinase AMP-activated non-catalytic subunit gamma 1. Gene Ontology annotation, molecular function: protein kinase regulator activity; protein kinase binding; AMP binding. Gene Ontology annotation, biological process: regulation of catalytic activity; protein phosphorylation. Gene Ontology annotation, cellular component: nucleus; nucleotide-activated protein kinase complex; cytoplasm. NCBI's taxonomy places the organism in Eukaryota, Metazoa, Chordata, Mammalia, Rodentia, Sciuridae. The record is from RefSeq and is a predicted model, not a curated record.
AUUGUUAUCUAUAUUUCAAUUAAGAUAUAUGUCUCUUCUCUAUAUAUAUAACUUAGUCUUAGGUCUAAUUAUUUACUAGAGAAUUUUUAAAAAUUGUGAAUGAUAUACAGUACACCCUGCUAAGUGAUGGGGGAUACAAAGUGUAAGCUAGUUGUAGGCUUCCAGGAAUUUAUAAUCUGUUUAAAUAGAUAAUGAAAAAAAUAACUGUAACAGUGCGGUGUGUAGGUAUCAUAUGAUGGGUGUGGUAAUUUAUAUGAGUAGCUGUUUCUGUACCUUUGUAUAGUCCUUUGUGAGGCUGUGUAUAUCAUGUGUGUAUCUUUGCUACAGAACAGCUCUCUCCACUUUUAAAUGAUGAGGCUGUUGUUCCAGUAGCCCUGCCAAAAAUGCCCAGACCAAGCCCAAAGAGAAGUGAGGGAGUUUAUUCUCUCUCCUCCCCCAACCCUCAGCACAUUUCAGGGGGGAAGUUAGGGUUGCUCUGCCAACUUGACCCUGUUUGCCAGCCAGCUUCCAAGGUUCAAGCCAAAGUCUUUAACUUCAUGUUACUACAGAAGUUAUGGAUGUAAAGUAUGGCCUUAAGUUUGUUUGGGGAUAUUACCAAAAACAGAUGGAGCCAAAAUUAUUGAUGCCAGUUGAUUUUCAGAAUCCCUCCUGAGUUCCUACAUAACAUCCCCACUUGGGGGAGCACAGAGAUGGUUCUGAAGGUUUGUUUGUCUAAUCUGAGACUGUCUUGGGAAAUGAAACUUGGAAAUCCAGCAUCCCCUUUGACUCACAGGGUCCUGAGAGGACUCAAGUCUCCAGUUUUAUACAUUAACAUUCCUCAUCUACUCCUCAGUUAUUCAGGCUUUGGCUGUCUUACUGACAACUAUGAGGAUCUCCCCAGACAUGGCCCUCUGUCAGUGGUUACUUCAGAUAGCUCCCCUGCUCUGGAAAAUGAGCAUCCUCAAGAGACCCCAGAAUCGAAUAAUAGCGUAUAUACUUCCUUCAUGAAGUCUCAUCGCUGCUAUGACCUGAUUCCCACAAGCUCCAAAUUGGUUGUAUUUGAUACUUCCCUGCAGGUGAAGAAAGCUUUCUUUGCUUUGGUAACUAAUGGUGUACGUGCUGCCCCAUUGUGGGAUAGUAAGAAGCAAAGUUUUGUGGGUAUGCUGACUAUCACAGAUUUCAUCAAUAUCUUACAUCGCUACUAUAAGUCAGCCUUGGUAAGGAACCUUAGCCCAAACACUAAAACCACUUUUCUUGCCCAGAGUUUCUCAUUCUCAUGUAUUUUCCUGCAUGCAAGCCAUGAAAUAAAGAGGAAGAUGAUCAAGUUCUUUUGCUUCUGCUUCCAGGUACAGAUCUAUGAGCUAGAAGAACACAAAAUAGAAACCUGGAGAGAGGUGUACCUACAGGACUCCUUUAAGCCACUUGUCUGUAUUUCUCCAAAUGCUAGCUUGUUUGAUGCUGUCUCUUCAUUAAUUCAAAACAAGAUCCAUAGGCUGCCAGUUAUUGACCCAGAAUCAGGCAAUACCUUGUACAUUCUUACUCACAAGCGCAUCCUGAAGUUCCUCAAGUUGUUUAUCACUGAGUUCCCCAAGCCAGAGUUCAUGUCUAAGUCUUUGGAAGAGUUGCAGAUUGGCACCUAUGCCAAUAUUGCUAUGGUCCGUACUACCACCCCCGUAUAUGUGGCUCUGGGCAUCUUUGUACAGCAUCGAGUCUCAGCCCUGCCUGUGGUGGAUGAGAAAGGGCGUGUGGUGGACAUCUACUCCAAGUUUGAUGUUAUCAAUCUGGCAGCAGAAAAGACCUACAACAACCUGGAUGUGUCUGUGACCAAAGCUCUACAACAUCGAUCACACUAUUUUGAGGGUGUUCUCAAGUGCUACCUGCAUGAAACUCUAGAGACCAUCAUCAACAGGCUGGUGGAAGCAGAGGUUCACCGACUUGUAGUAGUGGAUGAGAAUGAUGUGGUCAAGGGAAUUGUAUCACUAUCUGACAUCCUGCAGGCCCUGGUGCUCACAGGUGGAGAGAAGAAGCCCUGAGCAGGAGGAAGGAGUUGGGCAGCAUCAGGGGAUAUGCUUCACUUGCUGCCUAAUGAAAGCUGUAGGAAUCAGAUGAAACCUUAGGAGAACUGACUGUUCCCUACUCAGAGUCCCCUGCCCUCUCUCUGAAAGCUAGAGGAGGCAUGAGGAGAAGGAGGAAGGAUUUUAGCUGCCCUUACCCUCACAUGUAUACUUGAGAAAAUCUUUCAGCCUAGCCAAUCCCAGCUCCUGUCUUAGACAUAGCCCCUUUUUGGGUAUAAUAUGGGCUCUGUGCUCCUCAGGCAAAUACUGAUCUCUGAGAGAUCCCUAGACCUCACCCUUCCUUUGCCUCUGUCUCUGCUCUGACUCUAUCCUAAGAUAAUAGCACAACCAAACUCUUCAUAUUUUUAUUCUUCCUAGUUCAUGCUGUAUGUAGGAGGCUGAGUCCAUUUAGUGUCAUUUCUUCCAGUGAUCUGAGUGGGGAGGAUUGUGGGGAGGAAGGCUUUUGGUUCUUGUGCUGUAAGCAUAUGAAGGAAGAUGGUUAAGUGGUGGAGGAGGUCAGAGUGGAUAGCAAAGGUUAUUGCUUUUCAUGGCAAAGCUGAUUAAAUGACAACAAUCUCAUCA